UGGCUCCAGUCAUGAAAGAAGGCCUUUAUGGGUUUAGGGCAGACCUUCACUGCGCACAAGCACAGAGACCAUCUCAACACACACCCUGCUAGCCUAGCUAACACUGGUGCAAAUGUAAGUGGUAAGGUGGUGGUCAGUAUGUUCCCUGAUGCCGUGGUGGUGGGGAGCUGACCACAUGGAGGAGGAAUGUGAGAGCAGUGUGGUGGAGGCGGUGACCCUAAUCCCGGGGAGUCCCACUACAGAACUAGGCCUGAAGAGGCUUUCCUUCGCUUACCAAGGCCUUCUGGAGAUCCCAUAUGACAUUAUUUUGGAACAGCGGGACACCCUGGAAGUUCUGGACCUUAGCUACAACCUGCUUGAUGACCCGGCUCUUCUGGCUGAGCUGGAAAAGUUAAGCACCCUCAACCUAGACUGCAACAAUUACAGCGCUCACGUCAAAUUCCCCUACAUGCCCAGCCUGACCACCCUGUGGAUUAACAAAAACAAAAUCAGCAACCUGCCCAUCAUAGUGGAGGAGAUAAGCUGCAAGUUCCCCAACAUCAAGAUACUAAGCAUGAUGAACAAUGAAGCGGCACCCAGUUAUUUUAACGGAGGGAGUCUGACCCAGUAUAUUGACUACAGGCAGUAUGUUAUCAGUCAGAUUCCCAGCCUGGAAGUCCUAGAUGACACAGAGGUGCAGGAGAAAGAGCGAGCUCUGGCCAGGAAGACCUACAGGAUGCAGAGAAUCAGGGAGGGCAGCAAGAAGAGGAAGGAGCUCCAUCACUGAUAGCCAAUGGCUAAUCGUUUCAUCAGACCCUUACCGGGCUGUGUGCCAAGCCAGCCCUGCGCUCUUUAAAUCUCAGAACAAUCCAACCACUCAUUCCAGGCCUCUAUAAGCUUUAUGGGAAGAACGUGAACCAGUACAUGUUUGCAUUUGUAAAGUGAUUAGAGCUGACUGUGAGGGCUCGUCUCUGCAUUUUUCUUCUACUUGAGUUUAUCACUAAGGUCUGCUGGGAUGUUUGUGUGGAGUAUUGCACCAAAAAUGUCAUUAACUUAAGAAUAAUAUAUCAGAGCUGUCAGGAAAAAAAAUAUUUGUGUCUUGUUUUUACAUUGUGUUCCAAUUCCUUUGUGCACAGGUUGAAACAUAUAGUCCAGAAUUAUUUUAAAUAAAAUCUUGUUCCACUGAAAA
Messenger RNA from Astyanax mexicanus (Mexican tetra), 1168 nucleotides. RefSeq lists its product as uncharacterized. The transcript has 5 exons. Lineage: Eukaryota; Metazoa; Chordata; Actinopteri; Characiformes; Acestrorhamphidae. Gene Ontology annotation, molecular function: protein binding. Bases 149 to 766 code for a protein of 205 amino acids. The record is from RefSeq and is a predicted model, not a curated record.